AUGUCUUCAGGUCAACAGAACGAAAAGAUCGCUAGAUCAGUACAGAGUAUCAACACUGCUUUCCAGCUCUUCACAACCGAUGACGUUGAAAAACAGGUUUUCAACGAAAAAGCUGGUCCACUAGCUAUGGCAGUAUCAAUGCUUGGCUACCCUGGCCAGGCAGGUCUAGUUCGUGCGUCAUUGAAGCUUAUUGUUGGCCUGGAAAAGGCACAUGCCAGCGGCUUAGAUGUUUCGAUGAUGAAACACCUGACCCCUACUCCAAUCGACCGAUUCACAUCUGGGCAGGGUGAUCCAAUUGGACUCAAUCCAAGAGAGGAUCAAAUUUUGCUGAAACAUUUUCUCAAUGAUUACAAGGGAAACGUAUGGUAUUAUUUCGGCGCAAGGCCAGAUAAAAAUGACCAAAGAUGGAAUCGGACAGUAACCUGUCUUACCUACGGAUGUUUUCUCUUUUGUGCUCUUAUAACGGGGAUAUCAUCAGUACCACUUUGCUGGAACAAGGGUGUCGUGUAUUGGAUCUUGGUCAUGCUCAACCCACUCGGGUUGUGUAUUCUUGCUGUGACCUUCAUUCAGGCUCGUACAGGUAUCCGACCUGCAGAAAUUCACUGGCAAAAUGAGGAUGGACCAGAUCCGCCAAAUUGCAACGAUCCUCGGAAGUAUCCUAAAUUACCUCAUUCAAUAAUCUUUGAUGGUGAUCGUAUCGGAAUAAUCGAUGAACGUGCAAUCGACAUAUAUCCUUUAAGCACGUUACGCUUCAAGAUCGCCCUUGCAGUAGGUACAUCAUGUCUUUUAAUCGGAUUUCUUGUCGCUUUUACCCUGAUUCAAGAUAAUGAUCUAGAUGCGAUUAUUUGGGUAACUUGUCAGCUCGUCUUAACAGGAUUGCGAUAUGUAGUUUGGCUUCUUGAGCCGCUAAGAAUGGUACAGAGAUUAUCAAAAGAGAUGGGAAUUGAAGCAAACACCGUUGCAGGCGAUAUAUGUGACUUUACAGAUGAAGCCACGGCACGCAUCGUGUUCUUGAUCGCACGCAAACGGAUUUACGACACCAUAUACGGUGAAUAUUUCCUUAGUCGAUAUACUGAGGAGUCUAUAUGGCAUGUUUUAUCAAGCUUACCUUGGGCUGAAGCGGGAAAUUGGUGUCAGCAUAAAGCGCUCAAGGCUGAAGAAGUAUAUGCCGCCGUUCAGGACGAACAAACCAUCCUAGAUCAGCUUAAAAAAGAAGCAAAUCAAAGAGCGGCUUCUGGAAAAGCGACGAAUGUUUCAAGCCAGGCGCCAUUUCGAACUGUAGAACAAAGCAAAGAUACUACACAAUCUCGCGAAAACCAUAGGGUGAUAGAUAUGCAGCAGGGAACCAGCAAUAACCAAAUCAUACUGAUCCCAUUGCCAAUCAUUUAUGCGAUGUGCGAUGUUCUAGGACUAAAGCCGCUUUCCUGUGGCUUACCUACUAUGUCUGUACUUAACAAUUAUGGAACUUAUGUAACACUCUGCUUGGUUACUCGAGGUUCUAUGGUGUCUUUCCUGCUUUACAUUGGUUAUUUUCCCGCAAUGGAAGGACGUUUAUUCGGAUUUUUACCCGAUAACGAGGAACAGUCCACCUUACAGCUUUGCUCGGACUUAAGGUUGGAAUUUACCGGUGGAAUUUUGACUAAAGCAAGUCAGCCAGAGGUCAGCCCGCCCAUGGAAGAUUUCGCGAGAGAAAAGUCUUCGAAUGAGUCUUUCGAAAAAUUGCUUUGGUCUUGGAAGCAGAACACCCGACAAGAUAAAAUCAUCAAUUCAAGGGCCGAUCUACCGCUAACGGCCAGUCCUAGAGAUGAAGAUUCUUAUUUAGUAAUAGAGACUAGACGGAAUCAUUACCUUUAUGGGCGAUCGAUAUUAAGGUUGUUCAUUCGUAAUUCUCAAGAUAUAGAGAGAAGAAAGCGCAUUCGGACUUAUCACGUUGCUUCUAAAGGUGACGGAAAUGGGGCAUCCUCCUUCUGGCGGAAUCGAGCCAACAUUGCUAUAGGAGGGACAGCACAGCGACUGGGAGGGACAGCACAGCGACUGGGAGGGACAGCACAGCGACUGGGAGGGACAGCACAGCGACUGGGAGGGACAGCACAGCGACUGGAAACUUUGAGCGGUCCAAAGACGCAUUCAGUGCAAGUGAAUCCAGCAUCACCAACAUAUCACACAGCAGCGACUUCAAUUAUCAGCGAUGACAUUAUUCGAGAAGAAGAGGAUUGGGCCGCAGAUUUGGUGGAGGUAUGGUAUGAGCAGCGUGAUUGA
Molecule: messenger RNA, 2259 nt
Organism: Meira miltonrushii
Lineage: Eukaryota; Fungi; Basidiomycota; Exobasidiomycetes; Exobasidiales; Brachybasidiaceae
Exons: 1
Coding region: 1-2259 (752 amino acids)
Source: RefSeq, a predicted model, not a curated record